Molecule: messenger RNA, 2882 nt
Organism: Pocillopora verrucosa
Lineage: Eukaryota; Metazoa; Cnidaria; Anthozoa; Scleractinia; Pocilloporidae
Product: protein Wnt-1
Biological process (GO): neuron differentiation; canonical Wnt signaling pathway; cell fate commitment
Cellular component (GO): extracellular region
Molecular function (GO): cytokine activity; frizzled binding
Source: RefSeq, a predicted model, not a curated record
GGGGAUGUGGUAAAAUUUCUUUUUUACAAAGUCACGUAAUAUCCUUAUUGUCAAAGUGUUUUUUAAAUGAACUGGAACACAAGUUAAUUAAAAGAGAGAAAAUCAAAGAGAAUACGAAAACACCGAUUUCGCUUUUCAAUACGGGGUCACGACAGAAAUCUGGCAAAUACGAGCUGUUCAGUAAUCCCUGAGGAGAGUCGAAAUGACCAGAGAAAACAUACGUCUUUUCAGUAACAGGUACACAUUUCAACAGAAUAUUUACUCGCAAACUUGUUCAUCAACAAACCACUGUCCGACGGAUUAAACUACGGGUAGCAAUUUCACCGGCUUUCUGUGUGGGGGCGGGGAUUACCUUCGAACCCAGCAUCACAAGUAAUUAGACUUUGUUAGAUAACGAUGCUUGUUGAAUUGUUGAAUUCUUAAGUGUAUGCAAACAUGCAGACUUGCAUUCAAAAGUGAUAUAUUUUUAGCGGUCCUUGAUAAUUUUUCGGCAAAAUCCAUUGUCAAUUGUGACGGGUGAGCAAUCAAGACAUUCGACGAUUUAUGAGGGCGAAUUAAGAUUCUUCAGUUAUUACCUCGCACUGUGGACACAAGUGAACAAGGUUGUUAGACAUUCAAGAUGAAGUUGUUCAAAGCUUUUUACAUGGUCGUACUGUUUGGUUUAACAAGUCUCGAUGUUCUAGCUGAAGGCAAUGGGUCGUGGUGGAAUCUUGGCGUUAGUAGCUCCUCGAAACCCCAAGACGAUUACAAUUUCCAGCUUUCUCCUGCCAACGGUGUCAAACCUGUUACACCGAAGCAACAGCGAUUGUUUCGGAAGUACCCAGAGUUGGUUCCAUACAUUGGACUCGGGGCAAAAUUCUCUAUCAGCCAGUGCCAGUAUCAGUUUAAAAACAGACGGUGGAAUUGUUCUGCUCAUAGUCCUGAAAACGUAUUUGGGAAGAUUGUAAAAAUAGCUUGCAGGGAAACUGCUUUCGCUUACUCAAUAACGGCAGCCGGUGUAUCGCACGCCAUAGCUAGAGCUUGUAGCGACGGCAAAGUGACAGCCUGUGGUUGCGACAGUAGAUACAAGGGAGUUACCAAUGAGGGUUGGCAAUGGGGAGGCUGUAGUGACAAUAUUCAUUUUGCUGAUCAGUUCUCCAGAAAGUUCGUCGAUGCUGGAGAGAAGGGAAGAGAUUUUCGCACUUUGGUUAAUUUGCACAACAACGAGGCGGGAAGAACAGCAAUUCGAGAAAACAUGGUUAGAGAAUGCAAAUGUCAUGGAGUGUCUGAGGCCUGCACUGUUCGAACAUGUUGGAGAAGGCUGGCUGACUUCAGACGAAUUGGCGAGGUGCUUAAAGACAAAUUCGACAGCGCUUCAAUGGUAGAAUUUGAACAGAAUAACAAUCGUAAUGGUCAUAAUGUUAAGAAAGGAAAAUCUUUUCGACCGAGAAAUAAACUACAUAAGCCCCCUACAAGAGCAGAUUUGGUUUACUACGAAGACUCGCCCAAUUUUUGUAACCGAAAUCCUGACACUGGAUCCCUCGGAACGGUUGGAAGACUGUGUAAUAACACAUCCCUCGGGACAGAUGGGUGUGACUUAAUGUGCUGCGGAAGAGGUUAUACAUCGAGUGAAAGCGAACUGGAAGAACUCUGCAACUGUCGUUUCUAUUGGUGUUGUAAGGUGAAAUGUCAGAGUUGUCGAUCGAGGCUUACGCUUCAUAGGUGUAAGUAAUGUUAGAAGAGGAAUUAUCACGAUACGGCUAACUUCAUCGCUGCAAAGUCAAACCACAAUCUCCUGAUAGAACUUUCCCAUGUAGACCACGAAGUAUAAUCAAAUGAAGACCAUUGACAAGUAUCUUAUGGGGCUCUUUGUAUUACUAUGUCUAAGAGCUUUCUAACUUUAAGUCUGAGAAAGUGACAUCGAUUUUCCCUGAAUUCGAAGUUUGGUUGUUUCAGUUAAGAGAGGCGGUUUAAUUCUUCUUGUACAGAAAAAGGCGAAGAGUAUUGUAGAAAGAUAAGAUAAUAAAGAUAAAAGUUACAAGACUAACCAGACUUCCUUCACGUUUUGAACAAAUAAUUCCUACUCUAAAUUGUUACUUGUUAUAGACACACUUGAAAGCAAAUGUAUAGUUCCAAGUUAACAUGUCAAAAGAACCAUGUUAGGAUGAUUUUGAUUAGCUUUUGUGUGCACUUUUAAAGUACAUUUCUUGUCAAUCACAUAACGGCUCUGGGCCGUUGUUUAAAACUGUAAAAUCUUAAUAACACGUCGAUUGUUACCAAUAUUGUUCAAUUUCUUGUAGAAGAAUUAGAAAAUAAUCGUUCAGUUUUAUGAACGUAAGAGCGUCAUAGGUAGAGUUAUGCAGAAAAGUAAAGACGAGUAUGUUAAAAAGUUUUGAGAUUAAUCCUUGUGAUCUGUUGCGCUGAUGUCUUGUCUGGUUCAUUAGAGACGCAGUUCAAAUGGAAGAUUCCUAGCCUCUUUAUUCCCUAAGAAUUGAUCUGUACUUAUCUAUUUUUAAGCUGAAAAAUUGUGUCUCGAUCACCUCUUGUAGUUACAUUAUUAUCUGUAUAAUGUGUAAUUUUCAUAUACCUUAGAGAAAUCUUUCCAACCAAAGUUCUCUCUUAGUAGACCGUGUAGUAGCUUUUACAUCCCAGCCAACUACUCUUUAAGAAGCCCCCAAUAAAAGUAUCAUGUUCAAAUAUCAGCUACGAAUUUAAAUCAAUUUAAGAUAGAGUAAGGGAAAAUUUUUAUGUUAGAAACAACUUCUCUUAAAACCCAGAUAGACUGUGUACUUGUUUAUUAAAUGAGGAAUUAUGUCAAAGAUGAUUAGGAUUGAAUAAUCGUUGACAAUUGGUGGAGUACGUUUUGUAGUCUAAGACUUUGUGCAGAAAUCUUGGUUUCUUAG